UAUAUACACACUGCACACACGUGAACUAAUAAUCAUAUACAGAAUCAACGAAAAUCUCUCUCUUGCUCUGUGUGUGGACAGGAAGAAAAUGGAAUUGAAAGUCUACUGCGAUCGCCUGUCUCAGCCAUCACGCGCAAUCCUCAUCUUCUGCAAAGCAAAUGGGAUAGAAUUUGAGGAGGUUAAGAUUGAUCUUGGCAAAGGCCAACACCUCUCUGCCGAAUAUGCAGCACUCAAUCCCAUGAAACAAGUUCCAGCUAUUGUACAUGGUGAUUUCAAGCUUUUUGAGAGUCAUGCAAUACUUAUCUAUCUGGCUUCUGCAUUUCCUGGAGUUGCUCAUCAUUGGUACCCGGCAGAUACACGCGAGAGAGCAAGGGUCCACGCAGUGCUAGAUUGGCAUCACACAAACCUGCGCCGUGGUUCUAUUGGAUUUAUCUUCAACAACACUAUAUGUUUGGCAUUUGGAAUUCCUGUGAACCCUGAAGCAGCAGCGAAAGGCGAAAAACUUCUCUCAGCAUCUCUUGCGAGAAUUGAGUCAUUUUGGCUCCAAGAAGAUGGACCAUUUUUGCUUGGAAAUGCAAAGCCCACAAUUGCUGAUUUAGCUUUAGUAUGUGAGCUCAUGCAACUUGAGGCUGGAGACAAGGAUGAUCGAGAUCGUAUACUGAGUCCCCACAAGAGAGUAGUGAAGAUUGCAAGUGCACCUCAUUUUGAGGAAGUUCAUGCGAUAAUGGGUCCAGUGAGAGACAAACUGAAGCAAUUGAAGACCCAAGCUAUUGAAAAGUUAGAGUGAGCUGAAAAUGUAGGUGUGUGAUAAAAUAAUAAAUGAGGGUAUGCCAAUAAGACUAAUUAAGUCUGCUUCUUCAAAUACUUGAACACUCAAACAAUUUGUUGUUUGAGAGAUGUGUUAUCAAUAUGCGUCUUUUUUAGAUAUUAAAAGUAAAAAAGUCUGUCAAACAAAGGAAUUAUUUCCCUUU
Molecule: messenger RNA, 971 nt
Organism: Salvia splendens (bonfire salvia)
Lineage: Eukaryota; Viridiplantae; Streptophyta; Magnoliopsida; Lamiales; Lamiaceae
Product: glutathione S-transferase T1-like
Exons: 7
Coding region: 89-787 (232 amino acids)
Source: RefSeq, a predicted model, not a curated record